AUGCUAACAACAAAAGCGCGUGGAUUGGGUUUGCUUCUUAUCUCACAUUGCGUUUAUGUGGCAGAGCCUCUUUCGGCGAUACUAUUAUUAUCAUGGCUGCACGUCAAGGAUGUCAUUGUACUACACUUUCCUGUGGAGCUCUACAUGUUGUGCCCGGGGACAGUGCGACUCAUGUUGCGGCCUCAGGGAUUUAAAAAUGCAUCCUCUGUUCGCACGGCUCCAUCGUUUUACGGCUAUUGA
This is a messenger RNA of Lichtheimia ornata, 240 nucleotides long. RefSeq lists its product as uncharacterized. Bases 1 to 240 code for a protein of 79 amino acids. The record is from RefSeq and is a predicted model, not a curated record. The transcript is spliced from 2 exons. Lineage: Eukaryota; Fungi; Mucoromycota; Mucoromycetes; Mucorales; Lichtheimiaceae.